Messenger RNA from Arachis duranensis, 528 nucleotides. RefSeq lists its product as uncharacterized. Lineage: Eukaryota; Viridiplantae; Streptophyta; Magnoliopsida; Fabales; Fabaceae. The transcript is spliced from 2 exons. The coding region runs from base 1 to 528 and encodes 175 amino acids. The record is from RefSeq and is a predicted model, not a curated record.
AUGGGAAAAACUACACCUUUUGGAAGGAGGAUGAAGAUUUUUGUGCAAGCAGUAGACUACAAACUUUGGAAGAUCAUCCUGGAGGGUCCCCAAUUCCCAACCACCACAAGUGCAGAAGGAGUAAUCUCUUUCAAACCUGAAGCAACCUGGACCGAAGAAGACAGAAAGAAGGUGGAGCUCAAUGCUAAGGAUAUCAAUCUGCUCAACUGUGCUAUCAGCUUCGAGGAAUACCGAUGGGUAUCACGAUGCACAAUGGCAAAGGAAAUCUGGGACAAACUUCAGAUCACCCAUGAAGGAACCACCAUAGUGAAGAAGACUCAGAUAGAUAUGUUGAACAAAGAGUAUGAAAUAUUUGCAAUGAAGGAAGAAGAAUCUAUUGAUGAGUUGUUCGAAAGAUUCAACAUCAUCAUUGUUGGCUUGGAUGCUAUGGGAAUUACGUAUCCUGAUUCUGUGCUUAAAAUUGAGAAGUUCAAGGAAAGAGACAAGGAAGCAGCUCAAGAAAACAAAAGAAAGAUUUCAGCAAGGUGA